CGUGCGCGGCGGCCUGGGCUGCGGGCCCCUCCCUUGGCGGGGGCGCGCGGCGCGGAGGACCGCACGGAAAGGGGGAAGUCAGGUGGCCGCUGCCGCCGCCGCCGCCACCGCGGUUUGUCGCCAGAAGGAAAAUGGCGGAUCUGGAGGAGCAGUUGUCUGAUGAGGAGAAGGUGCGUAUAGCAGCAAAAUUCAUUAUUCAUGCCCCUCCUGGAGAAUUUAAUGAGGUGUUUAAUGAUGUUCGGUUACUGCUUAAUAAUGAUAAUCUUCUCAGGGAAGGAGCAGCUCAUGCAUUUGCACAGUAUAACUUGGACCAGUUUACUCCAGUAAAAAUUGAAGGUUAUGACGAUCAGGUAUUGAUAACAGAACAUGGCGACUUGGGAAAUGGAAAGUUUUUGGAUCCCAAAAACAGAAUCUGUUUCAAAUUUGAUCACUUAAGAAAGGAAGCAACUGAUCCAAGACCAUAUGAAGCAGAAAAUGCAGUCGAAUCAUGGAGAACUUCAGUAGAAACUGCUCUCCGAGCUUAUGUAAAAGAACAUUAUCCAAAUGGGGUCUGCACUGUAUAUGGUAAAAAAAUAGAUGGACAGCAAACCAUUAUUGCAUGCAUAGAAAGCCAUCAGUUCCAAGCAAAAAACUUUUGGAAUGGUCGUUGGAGGUCAGAGUGGAAGUUUACAAUCACCCCUUCAACCACUCAGGUGGUUGGCAUCUUGAAAAUUCAGGUUCAUUAUUAUGAAGAUGGUAAUGUUCAGUUAGUGAGUCAUAAAGAUAUACAAGAUUCCCUAACAGUGUCUAAUGAGGUGCAAACAGCAAAAGAAUUUAUAAAGAUUGUAGAAGCUGCAGAAAAUGAAUACCAGACUGCCAUCAGUGAGAAUUAUCAGACAAUGUCGGAUACUACUUUCAAAGCCUUACGUCGACAGUUGCCAGUUACACGCACGAAGAUUGAUUGGAACAAGAUCCUUAGCUACAAGAUUGGCAAAGAGAUGCAGAAUGCAUAAGAUGAACAUUGCAUGACCAGAUCAUUUUAAUGUCUUUGCGUUUUAAAAAAAAAAAUCAUUGCAAAAAUAUUCAGAACUGUCGAGCUACCCAGUCAGAUGGGCUGUUGCCAUUUAAAAUCACUGUAAUUAGUUUGGUUAGAGCACAAAGCUUAGCUAAUCAACCAUUAUUUUUCAUUUCUUUUGUUCAAAGGGGAUUGAAAAUCAGUUUAGUUUAAAUGUCUUUUACUUUGUUAUACCUUUCUUUCUUAAAAUUAAGAGAUGAUUCCUCUAGUGUAAUGUUAAAAGUUUUUGAAGUGUUUCAAAAAUAUUUUACUUACCGUAACCCUAAAAUUGUUGUCUUUGGUUUAUGAAGUGGGUAAUUUUUGAUAUUUGCCCAGUUCUUUUUAAUGGGGUCAAUAAUGGACAUUCUAGUUUAAGGUGGUUGAUGGAUUUAGCCAUAUAUGCUGCUAAAGAAAUUGUCUACCUUUUCCCCCUCACCUCUUCCAUUUAUGUAAGAUUGAGAUUAGAGGGAAAGCAUUUUCUAUAUCAGUUGUGUUUGAAUCUUUCAAGACGGUUAUUUAGCUAGCUUAGUGUUUAACUAAACUUUUUUAAAACAAGGCCAAGGUUUAAUGCUGUUUGGAGAUUCUGAAAUUAAAUGAAAAUACUUAUUUCAGAAAUGCAUUUAAUGCUUUUUUCUUGUGACAGUUACGCAGAUUAGCUUGAAGUCCAUAUGUCCCUGAGUUAUUUUUAUCAUAAAGCCACAAAUGUAUUAUAACAAGGCAAAUUGUAAUAUAUAUAAUCCUGAACUCAUGACCAUGUCUCAGUUUAUUUCUUUUCUUGGAUUGAAAAGUACUAAAAUUCAAUGUGACAUUAAAGUGAAAAUUUUCCUA
Molecule: messenger RNA, 1861 nt
Organism: Neomonachus schauinslandi (Hawaiian monk seal)
Lineage: Eukaryota; Metazoa; Chordata; Mammalia; Carnivora; Phocidae
Gene: CAPZA2
Product: capping actin protein of muscle Z-line subunit alpha 2
Exons: 10
Coding region: 132-992 (286 amino acids)
Biological process (GO): barbed-end actin filament capping; actin cytoskeleton organization
Cellular component (GO): F-actin capping protein complex; actin cortical patch
Molecular function (GO): actin filament binding
Source: RefSeq, a predicted model, not a curated record